AUGUCAAUGAAAACUCCUGUUGUUUCGUUGCCAGAAGGAAGGGAGACGGUGGUUGUCAAGAUGAUCAACCCUGUCAACUUUGGGCCGGCUAUCCUCAAGCGUUUCAUGGCUCCAGAUGUUCCGGGCCUAGAAACUUUCAAGACGUCUCCUUCUCUCUGCUUCCUCCUGGAGCAUCCUUCAGGUCGCAAGCUUGUGUGGGAUCUGGGGAUCAGAAAAGACUACAGCAACUAUGCGCCUUCGAUAACCAAUUACUUGCCAACAACGAAUUACGACAUACAGGUGAAGAGCAAUGUGACGGACAUUUUGGAAGAAAAUGGUGUUGCUGCGGAGGAUGUCGAAGCAGUAAUCUGGAGCCACUGGCAUUGGGAUCAUAUUGGCGACCCAUCCACAUUCCCGAAAACAACCGACUUGAUUGUUGGGCCAGGGUUCAAGGCGGCGAUGCUUCCGGGCGCACCUGCAAAUCCUGAAUCUCCUAUACUCGAGAAGGACUAUGCGUAA
Molecule: messenger RNA, 498 nt
Organism: Colletotrichum fioriniae
Lineage: Eukaryota; Fungi; Ascomycota; Sordariomycetes; Glomerellales; Glomerellaceae
Source: RefSeq, a predicted model, not a curated record